This is a messenger RNA of Parasteatoda tepidariorum (common house spider), 1222 nucleotides long. Its product is annotated as N-acetylglucosamine-1-phosphodiester alpha-N-acetylglucosaminidase. The record is from RefSeq and is a predicted model, not a curated record. Gene Ontology annotation, biological process: secretion of lysosomal enzymes. NCBI's taxonomy places the organism in Eukaryota, Metazoa, Arthropoda, Arachnida, Araneae, Theridiidae.
AAAUACAUACGUCACCGGAAGCGUGACUGCCUGCAAGACUAAUGUUUACAAACGGAUUUGUUGACUUUGUGGACUAGAUGAGCAAAUGGAAAAUGUGACUGAUAAACCGGGUGUUAAUUAAUAUUCAACUUUAAUAACGCCAUUUUCAUACAGCUUUUCUUGUUUUAAAUGUUACUUUAAACUUAACAAAUGAACUUCACGUAACAUUUCUUACGUUAUAUUUUAUUUUAAUACUAUUGUUUCUUUUUAUGUUGAAUCAAUGUUGUAUUUUCAAUUUUCUGUUAUUUUACAAAUCAUUUUGCUUCACAAAGUAGUAUCUUAUUCAACAGACGAAAAUAAAUAUUCAGAUGAAUCUCUAACUCCAUAUUUGAAAAAACAUGGAUCACAGUUAAAUCAUCGAGUCAUUCGAGAAUGUCAUGAGCAGAAAUAUGGGAGUGCUCCCCACAUUCUUCAUUUUGCUGAAACAUCCCUUGACACAACUGUUCCAUUUGUGAAAGUUAAAAGGUUUGUAAAAACAUUAAAGAGCUCUUACAGGUCCAGGACAAUAAGGGGUCAUUUUAUUAAAAUAACAAACCCAUUGGAAACUUUGUCAGUAUUGGAGCCAGAUCAGCCUGGUGGUUGUGCAUUAAAUAUACGUCAAACGGUAGCAGAAACUGCAAGGAAAAACAAGUGCUUUGUUGCUAUUAAUGCUGGUUAUUUUGAUACCAAAGAAGGUAAAUGCUUAGGAAAUAUUGUUAGUGAUGGUCGUAAGGCUCACGAUUCCAAUGGCAUCCAGAAUGCUCACUUUGGGUUAACAGAUGAUGGGCAAAUUUUUACUGGAUACCUGUCACAAGAGUUGUAUCAUUCUGGAACUUUCAAACAACUUGUUGGAGGUGUAGUUUGGAUUCUCCGAAAUGGAACCGGAUUUGUAAAUGCAAGCAAAUCUUUGGAAUGUGAAGAUACUGAAGAGACAGGUCCUAUGGAAAAUUUUGUUAGCAUAUUUUCUGCUAGAACAGCUGUUGGGCACGAUAAAGAUGGAAAUGUUGUAUUUCUUCAAAUUGAUGGGAAAUCCAACGUAGAUGGGGUAAAUUUAUAUAACAUGGAAGUACUUCUGAAAGAGUUUGGGGUAGUAAAUGCCAUAAAUUUAGAUGGAGGAGGUUCCUCAACUCUUGUUAUAAAUGGUACUACAGCAAACUACCCAUAUGAUGAAUGGUAUUCCUUAUUAUAACUCUUUUGUAAGAUU